Molecule: messenger RNA, 4112 nt
Organism: Myodes glareolus (Bank vole)
Lineage: Eukaryota; Metazoa; Chordata; Mammalia; Rodentia; Cricetidae
Source: RefSeq, a predicted model, not a curated record
UAAGCCUGUUUUUUUUUUUUAAAUUGAUCUUCUGAUUGCCAAAAUAUUCUUAUAAAAAUAAUAUAGUAGAAUAUUUGAAUUUAUCUGUUGCUAGUUGAAAAUGCAGGGAAUUUUUGUUUUGUGUGUGGGUUUGUUUUUGUUUUUGUUUUUGCUAUUGUGGAUAAGACAAAGCUCUUGAAAUUCACAUUCAUCAUGCAAACUUCCGUGUUAAACUGCUUACCUAGUCAAGAGAGUGGUACAUGUACUUGGGGAAUUGACAUCCCCGGAGAGGUUUUAGAUAUUAUUCAUGAAAGGGAUAGUUGUCGAUUUGGCUGGUUCCAAGAUAUAUAUAAUAUCUAUAUCUAUCUGUCUAUAGAUAGUUGCGAGGCCCGCAGUUAUGAUUGUGAACAUUAACAUUUAAAAGUAAAUGUAAAAGUACAAGUAAAAUGUUUUACCUAUUAUUAAUUUUUCAUCAGAAACCUAUGCACUAUGUGAUGCAAAUAGAGCAUUCUAAAAGUGUCUUUGCCAGACCUUUUGGCACAGGCCUUGAAUACCAGAGCUCUAGAGGCACAGGCAGGUGGAUCUCAGUAAGUUUGAGGCCAGCCCUAGCUCCAGAACUUCUAUAGCUACAUGGUGACAACCUGUCUCAAAAAAGAAAACAACAACAAAAAUGGAAUACGUCUUCUUGUCCUGAGUUCUGAAUGUUGCUAGUAGAGUCCAGAAAGCAAAGUAUGCUGUUUGAGGGUAUCAGCUCACACUGUUUCCACAAUUAGAAAAGCCAUUGUAAAGCAGAUGCUGGUGGCACGUGCCCUUAAUCCCAGCACUAGGGAGGGAGAAGUGGGUGGAACUCUUGAUUGCAUUGCCAGCCUGGUAUGCAAAGCAAGUUUAAGGACAGUAAUAGCUAUACAAAGAAACCCUGUCUUAACCGCCCCCCCUCCCAAAAAAAAAGGAAAGGAAGGAACAAGCAUUAUAGGACAAUUGUUAAAAAAUCAUUUUGAAUAAUUAAUAUAGUCUUUUGUCUGCUCGGAUCAAGAAAAGUACUUUUUCCAUGGACACAUGACUAAGCUUUUUUGUUGUUGUUGUUCUUAUAUUGCUCUGUCUGGCCAAGAACUCACCUUAUAGACCAGGCUGAACUAGAACAGAUUCAGAAUUCCACCCACCUCUUUCUCCCACUAACAGGAUAGUUCAAACUGUUGAUUUGUUUUUGUUUUGUUUUAGUUUUUUUGUGGUCUGUUGACAGCCGGUGGUGUGACUGUGAACUUCUCCAAGGAGGAGGGUCAAUGCCUGGAGCCUGCUCAGAGGGCUUUGUACUGGGAUUGGAUGUUGCAGAAUUGCAGCAGUAUGGUUUCUAAGGGGCUCACUGAUCACCCAGACCCGAUCACCUGUGGAGAACACAGAACCCUGGAAGAUGGAGCAGGAGGAGGCAGUGGUUAAGGAUCCAGGUCAGCAAGCCAUCUAUUCAUUGUUCCUGAAAGAGAAACUCACAGAAAAUAAACUGAAAGAAAUGGCUGAUUCUCCAGUUAAUCUGUUCCAGGGCUCACUGAUCACCCAGACCUGCUCACCUGUGGAGAAGAACAAAGAACCCUGGAAGAUGGAGCAGGAGGAGGCAGUGGUUAAGGAUCCAGGUGAGCAAGCCAUCUAUUCAUUAUUCCUGAAAGAGAAACUCACAGAAGAUAAACUGAAAGAAAUGACUGAUUCUGCAAUUAAUCUCUCCCAGGCAGUCCUGCCCAACAUCUUUGAGACUGUCAAAGAGGAUCAGCUACCCUACCAGGAGAGACACCCACCAGAUGAGCCAGAGAUACAACCUGUUGACUGUGUUUGGGUCGAGAAAUAUAUGACCCAGCAGCUAGGAGGAAAGUGUACUGGACUGUUCAAGGUGAUCUUGACCACACCGACUGCUGUUAAAGUAGCUGACAAGCCUCACUGGAUUCAGCAGAAUCAUCUAAAGCUGUCAAAGUCUGAACAUGUGCCUAAGGAAUGGGUGGUAAGGCCACUGAGACCUACCAAGGGAAAUCAGCCUUCUGAUAUCAGAAAACUCAUAGUGGAUGAGCUGAAAUUCCAACAAUGUCCAUGGGUCAAACAGUCUCCCUCUUUAUGCAAGAACUCAAAGACAAAGGGUCUGUUGACAUUCAAGGAUGUGACUGUGGAUUUCUCCCAAGAGGAGUGGGAAUGUUUGAACUCUGCUCAGAGAACUUUGUACAUUGAUGUGAUGUUGGAGAAUUACAGAAACCUGCUCUCUGUGGAGAACUGUUGCAUAUGUGAUCCUGCCCAUCAACAUGUGAAUAAAGAAAAGGAGUCUUCUCAGUGUAAUGACCUUGGCAAAGUGCUUCAUGACCUCUCCACAUGUAUACUUUAUAGAACAAGUGAAACUACAGAAAACUCUAAUAACUACAGAUGCAGUAAUCAUAGGGAUGCCUCCGUUGACUCAUCAAACCCAGAUAGACAUGACAGCAUGCACACUGGAGAAGAACCUUGCAAACCUAAGGACUGUGAGAAAUCUUUAAAUUUGUGUUCCAACAUUAAUAAAGAUCAGAGACUCUACAUUGCAAAGAACGAGAACAGGCAGGAAGAAUAUGAUGACCAUUUAAGCUCUACAUACAAUGGUUUACAACAAAAAUUCAGCAUUGGAGAGAAACCACACCAGUGUGGGAAAUGUGGGAAAUCCUUCAGUACUGCCUUAAGCCUCAAUGUACAUCAGAGAAUUCAUACUGGAGAAAAGCCUUACAAAUGUCAGGAAUGUAAGAAAUCCUUUACUGUGAAGUCAACUCUUACAAAGCAUCAAAGAAUUCAUACUGGAAAGAAACCCUACAAGUGCAACAUUUGUGACAAAUCCUUUACCCAGUGCUCAAGUCUGAAAACUCAUCAAAGACUACAUACUGGAGAGAAACCUUACAAAUGCAGAGAAUGUGGGAAGUCCUUUCAUCAGUCCUCAGCACUUAAAAGCCAUCAGAACAUGCAUACAGGAGAGAAGCCUUACAAAUGUAAGGAAUGUGACAAAUCCUUUGCCCACUAUUCUAACUUUAGGAGACAUCAGAAAAUCCAUACUGCUGAGAAACAUUAUAGGUGUCAAGAAUGUGACAGAGUCUUUCAUUGGCUUUCACACUUAAGGAGACAUUACAGACUCCAUACUGGAGAGAAGCCUUACAAAUGCAAUGAUUGUGACAGUUCCUUUACCCACUAUUCAUCAUUUAGAAGGCAUCAGAAAACUCAUUCUUUAGAUGAAUUGUACGAAUGCAAAGAAUGUGGUAAGUCCUUUCUUGACUUAUCACAUCUUAAAAGGCAUCACAGAAUCCAUACUGGUGAGAAGCCUUACAAAUGUGAGGUCUGUGACAAAUCCUUUACCUUGAACUCAACUCUUAGAAGACAUCAUAAAAUUCAUACUGGGGAGAAACCUUACAAAUGUGAGGUAUGUGACAAAUCCUUUAGUGUGAUAUCAAAUCUCAGAAGUCAUCAGAAAACUCAUACUGGAGAGAAACUUUACAAAUGUAGGCAAUGUAGCAAAUCCUUUAGCCAGGACUCAUAUCUUAGAAUACAUCAGAGAAUUCAUACUGGAGAGAGACCUUACAGAUGCAGAGAAUGUGGAAAAUCAUUUCAUCAGUUGUCAGCACUUAAACGCCAUCAGAAAAUGCAUACUGGAGAGAAACCUUACAAAUGUACAGAAUGUGGCAAAUCCUUUACCCAGGACUCACAUCUUAGAACACAUCAGAGAGUCCAUACUGGAGAGAGACCUUACAGGUGUACGGAAUGUGACAAAUCUUUUACUGAGUGCUCAACUUUUAGACAACAUCAAAAAAUUCAUACUGGAGAGAAACCUUACAAAUGUACAGAAUGUGACAAAUCCUUUUCCCGUAACUCACAUCUUAGAAUACACCAGAAAAUUCAUACUUGAUAGGGACCUUACAAAUGCAAAGAAUGUGACAUGUCCUUUAUCCAGAUUUUGAGAUUUAGAAAACAAUAGAAAAUUCAAACUGGAGAGAAAAAUACUGGAAUUCUCUACUUAGAAAUCACAAUAAUAGAAGCAUAAAGAUAUGAAAUUUGUGAAUGUCUUUAAUCAAGGUCUAAUCUUAACAAAUUUCACAGGGCUUAUAUGAAAAUAAAAUUCUACAGGAAAAGUUUUGUUGUUUUUUCUUUAA